Paramecium primaurelia is the source of this 1103-nucleotide messenger RNA. NCBI's taxonomy places the organism in Eukaryota, Ciliophora, Oligohymenophorea, Peniculida, Parameciidae. The record is from the annotation of a GenBank genome assembly.
AUGCUACAUCUUGAUAUAGAAGUAUAAACAAUCCAAUUUUUCAUUGGCUCCACACUUGAAUAAUGCUCUAUUAAAUUAAGUGAUUGUAUUCAUAACAUCUAUCCUUAGCCUUCUCCACUACUGUAUUGGAAUCAAAAGUAAAAUGCAAAUCAAAAGAGAUUCAAGAAAUUUGGGAAAAAAUUGAAUUAAAUGUUUAAUAUGUUGAGAAAGGAAAUGUAUUACAUUAUUGCAUAUAUAUGUAGUUGAAACUUUACUUUUAUGAUGGCUAAACCAUUUUUGGAGAAGCAACCAUUAAUUUAGGGUUUUACAUUGAGAAUAAUCUUCCUCUUAUCAUUGAUAAAAUUACUAUUCAGAAUAAAUUCGAUUCAGAAGCCUAAGUUCAAAUGAGUUUAGCAUGGAAUUAGUUAGAUUAAUUGCAAUCUAAAUAAAUACGCUAAGUAAGUCCUAUGAGAGAUUAACCUAUUCCUACUCCACCACCUUAGAAACCGGUUGGAUAAUAGAAGAAACCAGCUGAUGAAUUACAUUUUGAUAAGAGAACUGUACAUGCAACAUAUACUUAAUGGAAAGAUCAUUAGGAAUAGGUUAGAGAAUAAUAUGUCAAGAAAUUAAAGGAACCCAUCAAAAAAGGACAAAUAGAGGAUGAAAAAUUUGAAGAUAUUCGUAAACCUGAAGUUCGAGUUAUGAGUCCGCGUAGAUUCCAAACUCCCAAAGAUUAUAAACCAAUAAAUAAAUAAUAAAUUUAAAAAUCAACUGGAGGAUUUGAAAAUCUAAAAUCUUCAAAUAACAAUCCAUUAGAUUUUAGAUAAAUCAAUAAGGAUUUACAAAACAACUCAAACAAUAGAGCUCCAUCUAAAAGUCCUAAUCGAUAUGAUUCAAGAGUUAAAACAAGAAAUGAUGUUUUGUAAGCUACAUCACCCAAUGAAUAAAGUGAAAUUCUUAAAGGAUCUACAAAACCUAAACCAUAGUCUAAGAAAGGAGAACUUUAAGAGAAUUUUGGAACAAGACCCACUUAAAUGGAAGGAGGUUUGACAAUGUCAAGCAAAUAAUUACUUGCAAUACUUAAAAUUAUGGGUUUAAGUAUAAUUAUGCUAUAUAUAUAAUGA